Messenger RNA from Hemisphaericaspora subhashii, 783 nucleotides. RefSeq lists its product as uncharacterized. The record is from RefSeq and is a predicted model, not a curated record. The coding region runs from base 1 to 783 and encodes 260 amino acids. NCBI's taxonomy places the organism in Eukaryota, Fungi, Ascomycota, Pichiomycetes, Serinales, Debaryomycetaceae. The transcript has a single exon.
AUGUUUUCCAUGUAUAGAAAUUCAAAAUCGGAUGUUCAGCGUUGGAUCCUACUACAGAAAGAUCCGUCUCGAGUACCGGUACAUCAUAUAUCGAGUUCCACGCGUGAAUAUAAAGAGCCUCGUGUAUCUAGUCCCAUUCUUAAUCGACACGAACGAAUUCAUGUUAGAGAUUUAACAAUUUCGAAUUCUGAUAACAUAAAUUUGGCGUAUGAAUUGAGUAGAUAUCCUAACUUGAAAUAUCUUUGCAUCCAUAAUCUAAGGGUAGAUGAUCAUUUGCCCCAAAUAUCUGCUACAAAAAUAAGAAUUGCACGUUCCGAGAAAUUCAAUAAGGUGAGAUUCUUUCAAUGUUUUGACGUCACCAGAAUUACUUCUUUGAAUCUAGAGAAUGCUCUGCUUGGUAUUGUACCUUUGGCGCCAGAAUUCGUAAGUCUUCGUGAAUUGACAAUCAAGGAAGACACCGAGGUAAUGGUAAUUUUUGCUUCCUGCUUAAUUGCUAAUUCCUUAACAAGCAUUUCCAUUCCGAGUAAUCCUGAGAUAGACACACGGCCAGCAUUGAAUCACCACUGUGGAUCAUUACGAUUUAUUAAAUGUGACUUUGAUCCAAGCUACAUUAUUCGGAAGAACCCGUAUGAAGCAAAAAAGAUCUUUUAUAGAUUGAUACUGGACUUUGAAAGAUUUCCAAAAUUGGAAUGGGCUAUUCACUUGGGAGUUGCUCUAAGGGUGAACAAGAAAAGAGAUGCAUUUGCAAAGGUUUGGUUUCAUCCAGAAGAAUACCCAUAUUGA